Messenger RNA from Ylistrum balloti, 771 nucleotides. RefSeq lists its product as uncharacterized. The record is from RefSeq and is a predicted model, not a curated record. NCBI's taxonomy places the organism in Eukaryota, Metazoa, Mollusca, Bivalvia, Pectinida, Pectinidae. The transcript has a single exon. Bases 1 to 771 code for a protein of 256 amino acids.
AUGACACCAGUCGUGUAUGCAUUUCUCCCAGGAAAGAGCAAAGCUAUCUACAGAAGAUUUUUCCAGCUACUAAAAGACAAGAUGGCUGAACUCAACUUAAGAUUUUCUCCAACCAGUGCCCUCGCCGACUUUGAGACUGCAGUCCAAAACUCAAUUAGAGAGGUCAUUCCAGAUACUACAACCAAGGGAUACUUCUUCCACUAUACACAGAGCAUAUGGAGAAGAGCACAAGCAACAGGCCUACAGAUCCUCUACAAAGACAACGACGCAGUGAAGACCUUAGUGAGACGCGCAGCAAUCCUACCACUUGUGCCAUUGGAAGACAUUGAAGACGUCUGGUUCCAGGCCUUAGAAAAUCGAGAUGACGCAGACCUUACCCAGCAGACACAGACCUUCACAGACUAUGUAACAGAGCAGUGGAUAGAAGGAGACCGUCAGCUUUGGAACCAUUUCCAUACCGAAGGACCCCGUGCCACCAACAGUGUAAAAGGAUGGCACAGCAAAAUAAAGAAGAUGACACAGCACGCCCAUCCAAAUAUAUAUUCUGCGAUCCAGAUGUUCAAAGAUAUACAAAAUGCCAAUGAAAUCAACAGAAUCCAGGGAGCAGCCGGAGGAACCAUGCGACCACGUCCCAAGAAAUAUAUGAAUAUUGACCGACGCCUAUCGACACUGAAGGAAAGAUACCAUCGACCUGAUGACAUAUGUAGAUUCUGCAUCCCAACUCAUCCAUCUCGGAUAACUGUUCCAGUCAUAUUGAAAUAUGUUGAAUAG